AUGUCUUCGUCUACCCAGAAUAACAGCGCCUUGGAUGUCCAGCCCAAGGACGCGAAGCGUGCACUUGCGGAGGACGCAUAUGAUGACUGCCUAUCGUGCAGAGUUACUGGAUCCGCCGCGUUCAUCGGCCUCGGUGUGUACAGUUACUACUCGGGAUUGAAGAACCUCAAGAUGAAUGAAAAGGCAAUCAUGCAAGGAACAACCAAGUAUAAGAUGGGAUCUCGACAUCUCGGGCUCUUCACCAUCUCUGCGACACUAGUUGGAAUGGGAAUUUAUAGAGCCUUCAACUGA
Messenger RNA from Aspergillus luchuensis, 291 nucleotides. RefSeq lists its product as uncharacterized. The transcript has 2 exons. The record is from RefSeq and is a predicted model, not a curated record. Lineage: Eukaryota; Fungi; Ascomycota; Eurotiomycetes; Eurotiales; Aspergillaceae. Bases 1 to 291 code for a protein of 96 amino acids.